AUGCCGCCUAGAGUUGAGAAGAAACAUAGUAAAGAAUACAAAGUUCGAGAGAUCCAAAAAAAUCUGGUAAAAAAGGCCCGUUUAAAGAAGGAAUAUCUCAAAGUUUUGAAGGAAGAAGGCUAUUCAGCUCCAGAGAAGAAGGCAAGCGAGGCAAAGCUCAGUUUCAGAGAAAAGAGGGAGAGAAAUGCGGCCGGAAACCGCCAGAAGAUAGAUGAGAAGAAAGAGCUGAAAAAACUGCGUGGGCAGCAGCAACGUGAAAAGACGCUACAGCGUCAGCAACGGGAGCAGGAGCGGUUGAAAGAGAUUAAGGAAAAAGAGAGACAGAGGGGUCUUCGAUCUUCAAAGGUGACGCAGAGAACCCGGUCAGGACAGCCGCUGAUGGGACCCAAAAUCGAAGAUUUAUUGGGCAAGAUCAGGGCCGACGACACCUAUACCAAAUAA
Molecule: messenger RNA, 441 nt
Organism: Lachancea meyersii CBS 8951
Lineage: Eukaryota; Fungi; Ascomycota; Saccharomycetes; Saccharomycetales; Saccharomycetaceae
Source: the annotation of a GenBank genome assembly